Molecule: messenger RNA, 2496 nt
Organism: Bactrocera tryoni
Lineage: Eukaryota; Metazoa; Arthropoda; Insecta; Diptera; Tephritidae
Gene: ken
Product: transcription factor Ken
Exons: 3
Coding region: 669-2405 (578 amino acids)
Biological process (GO): regulation of transcription by RNA polymerase II
Cellular component (GO): nucleus
Molecular function (GO): protein binding; DNA-binding transcription factor activity; RNA polymerase II cis-regulatory region sequence-specific DNA binding
Source: RefSeq, a predicted model, not a curated record
UAAAACACAUCUGAGAGAUUCACUCUGCAGUCGUCGGAUUUAUUUAAGUUUAAUUUUUGUAUUAUUUCGUAAUAACACUAUUGCAACAAUAUUGCUUUAAGCAAGGAAAAAAUAAUACUAAUUUUACAGCAACAGCAACAACAACAAUAAUAUUAAUUAUAACAAAAAUAAAGCUAGAGAAUAUCACGUACAUGAACAUUGCGCAAACGGAGUAAACAAACUGUUUUUGUUUUUUUAUACAUAAAUAUAUCUAUGUAUAUUUUUUGUUCUGUUCUACGCCAAUUCGCGCUUUGUUCCACAUAAAUAUCAGCUAAAUUAAAAACAAAAACAUAAAAACAAAAAAAAAAAGCGAAAAACAUAACAAAGUUUUCACAAAACAAAAAAGUUUCAAGAAAGUGCAGUUGCAGUGCAUUAAAAGUGUAGAUACAAGCUUCCAUGCAACGUGUGUGCCCAAUGAAAAUUUAUGGAACUGUGUUAAGUGUGCACUAAAUAGUAAUAUGUGUACAGCUAUUCGUAUAUGCAUAUAAUAAAAUAUAGAUAUAACAUAUAUGCAUAAAUAAAUACAUACAUACAUGUGUGUAUAUUGUAUGUGCACAUACAUAAAUUUUUUAUUGUACACCAAAAGUUUAUAACACUGUUUUGGAUUAAAGUAUUGCAAUUGCCACUUCAUGCGACAGUUUCCUAGAAUGCUGAUGUUGCAGUACAGCAAGCAUGGAGAGUGUAUACUCAAAGAAAUUGGAGCCGCAUUCCGUGGAGAACACCCAGCCGAUCUGACAAUAGUUUGUGAAAACAGAGUUAAACUCCAUGCACAUAAACUUGUAUUGGCAGCUGCAAGCCCACUCAUAAGAACCCUAUUGGAGGACACGCAACUUUCCGACUGCGCGACCACAGUUUAUUUCCCAGAUGUGAAUGCUACAUAUUUUAAAUUCCUGCUGGAUUUUCUAUAUUCCGGACAAACUUGCAUAACAUCGCGAGAUGUUAACUAUUUACAUGAUCUAUUGUUGUUGUUGCAAAUUAAAUCCGACAAUUGGAAGACUACUGACUCAGCAAUACUAAGCAGUAAGUGCAGUAAUUUGCGUGAACGCUUGAACAGCGACUCCAAUGGCAACGGAAAUGGCAAACAGCAUAUGUAUUGUUCAACAAAGCUAGAGCAUUCCUAUAGCCCCGAUUUAGAUGGUAGCGAUGAUAUAAAAAAAUGCUCGGAUGGUUCUAAGGAUUCCGAUACCAUAAAGGAAGAUCCGGGCAGCCCUAAGUGUUCAUUAGAUGAUAAUAUAAAUAAAGAUUUGAAAGAGGUUAGUAGCCCCUCGACCAGUGAGCAAGAUGCAUUUACCGAUGCCCAGCUCAAUACAGCCAAUAAGAAUAAUAUACCUUCAUUAAAUCCCGUUAAUUUAUCAUUGGAUUUACGAUGUAAACAUGAAAGUAGUACAAGAAAAUUAUCAUAUACGGACAAAAAUAUUUUCAAUACGGAUAGUUCAUCGUUUAACGGCACGGAAAGUAUAAAACGUAAAGGAUUUUUCUUUGAUUCCGAUAAAGAUGUUGCCAAAUCCCUACACGAUCCAGAUUUGAAUAAUUCACCGGAAAAUUAUGUGGUAACACCGCAUCGGAAACGAAGACCAGGCUUUCAUCAUUCCUCCAGUCAUAAUCAACCGUUUGCAUCAUCAUAUCAGCAUACAUUAAUCGAUGAAUUACGCUCCGCGAAAACAGACUCAUCGCCAAUAUCAUCGUACAUGUCCGAUCGUAAAUUGUUAUCACCACUCGAGGAAGGACUUUUAGGCAGCUCAGAGGUAUUGCCGAAAAACCGUAAAUUCAUUGAAAAUCAAAGACCCCGACCACAAAGCCCCGACGCCGCACUACACAUCCCUCCACAAUUCGCAUACCAAUGGCAAUCGACACAAAAUCCUGCCAUAACCAACUUCUCAAAGCUACAAUCCGGUCUCGGUAGCAUACCACAGAUAGGCGUCGGUGGUGGCGGUGGCGGUGGCAUAGCCGGCGGUGGCAGUGCCGUCGAUGCUGGCAAUCAUGAUACACCAGGAAGUGUUCGAGAUCCCCCAUCCAAUAAUUCGAAUAUAUGCGGCACACAUAAUACGGCACGCGAAUAUCGUUGCGAAUACUGUGGCAAACAGUUCGGUAUGUCAUGGAAUUUGAAAACACAUUUGCGCGUACAUACGGGCGAGAAGCCGUUCGCUUGCCGCUUAUGUGUUGCUAUGUUCAAACAGAAGGCCCAUCUAUUGAAACAUUUGUGUUCGGUUCAUCGAAAUGUAAUAACGACGACAAAUGGUGCUGAGACCGAGAAUCGAUUCAGUUGCUGUUUUUGUUCCAUGUAUUUCGAAUCAGUACAAGAGUUAGUGAGGCAUUUAUCGGGACACCACAAUAAUUUGCUGCUAACGAAAAAUCUACGCGAAUAAAGAAUGCAAGCAAAGCUUAAAUUAUUUUUAAUAAAUUUACAUGCAUACAUACAUACCUACAUACUUGAUUACAUGAACACACACACACGCA